Penicillium waksmanii is the source of this 1221-nucleotide messenger RNA. Its product is annotated as DUF453 domain protein. The transcript has a single exon. Bases 1 to 1221 code for a protein of 406 amino acids. The record is from RefSeq and is a predicted model, not a curated record. NCBI's taxonomy places the organism in Eukaryota, Fungi, Ascomycota, Eurotiomycetes, Eurotiales, Aspergillaceae.
AUGCUCAGCUCGAAGUUCUCGAAGCUCCCUACACAGGGCCCGCUGGCAAAUAUCUGCAAACGCACGAUCACAAUGGGCACGAAGCAAAACGCCCUACCCGCCGCCUACUAUCGCGGUGGAACGUCGCGGGCCGUGUUUUUCAAGCAAGAGGACCUUCCACAAGACCGCAAACAAUGGGAUUCAAUCUUCCGAGGCGUCAUCGGUAGUCCGGACCCCUACGGUCGUCAGCUCGACGGGCUGGGAGGUGGUAUUUCAAGUCUCAGCAAGAUCUGCGUCGUGGGUAAGUCCACCCACCGCGACGCUGACGUCGACUAUACAUUCGUCUCACUCGGGAUCAAGAAUACCGAUGUUGACUACUCGAGCAAUUGCGGGAACAUGAUCAGCGCCGUCGGGCCCUUUGCUGUCGAUGCAGAGCUAUUCCCCCUAUCUGAGGAGAACGCGGAUUCAGCCUCGGUGCGCAUCCACAACACUAAUACCGGCAAAAUCAUCCAUUCUUCAUUCCCAGUUGUCGAUGGAGAGGCUGCUGCAACUGGCGAUUUCUCAAUCGAUGGCGUCGCGGGCUCAGCUGCUCGCAUCCAGCUAGACUUUAUAAACCCGGCCGGCUCGGCGACGGGGUCUCUCCUACCAACUGGUAACCCGAUCGACACCAUUGACGGUAUCUCCGCGACCUGUCUCGACACAGCAAACCCAUGUGUUUUUGUUCGUGCAUCGGACCUUGGCGUCGAGGGUGACCUGACGCCAGAUGAGAUCACCGCGCAUCCGGACCUGCUUUCACGCCUGGAUUCCAUUCGCCGCCAGGCUGGUGUGAAGAUGGGUCUUGCAGAGACACUUGCAGCUGUCCCUGGGAGCAUACCGAAGAUCUGUCUCGUUGCCGCGCCUUUAUCCUCUAGUACGCGAGAUGCUUCGCAGAAUCAGACAUCUGCUAACGUUGAUCUUUUGGCUCGUGCUCUCUCCGUAGGCCAGCCGCAUAAAGCCGUUCCUAUCACCGUCGCUCUAGCAUUGGCGGCGGCUGCGCGAGUACCUAACAGUACAGUUGCAGAUGUUGUCGCAGGCAAGAAUCCUGUCGAUGAUGCGGGCAUCACGAUCGGUCACGCUAGUGGUAAUUUGUUGGUCGGUGCGAACUUUGAUGAUGACGGUGCAUUGCUUUUUGCAACCGUGUUUCGCACGGCACGUCGGUUAUUUGAAGGCCGCAUAUUUUGGAAGAACGAUUCUACCACAUGA